AGGUUGAGCUGGUGAAACAUGAGAGAAGACCAACACAGCAUCAGCAUCCUAAAUAUAAUGUUGAUAGCUUGUUACAUUGUCCACAUGAUCUGUCACACCAGGAUAAUGUCAUCAUGGAAACAGAUACAUGUCUCCUAGACUCCUCCCUGGUGGCAAGAACGUCAAGUAUGUUCUCAAAUGCAGCUGAUAGUGUGAUUGUUGUGAAGUCCCAUCCUUUAUUAACUGUCUUUGAUUCAAAACCAAACAGUAAAUCUACCUUGACUGCCGUACAGAAAAUUGUGAAAGAAGUUAAAGCUGGCUUGACCAAUCCAUAUGAACAGUAUAUUCCGGUUGAUGCAAAGACAGGAUCUUCAGUCAUCAGACCUGCUAAAUUACCAGGUGAUAAGGCUGAAAAUAUAAUGAAAAGUCCACCAUGGAAGUUGCUGCCGUCAUCAGUAAAGAGGAAGUCAAUAGAGGCUGAUAGUGCUAAUGGUUCAGCUCCGCCCAGCAAGAGGUCACGCACAGAUUUACAUGGUAACAGUUCAUCAGUGAACCAGCAUAUUCGGUUCGAAGAUGGAGACCCGAACCCAAUCACUGAGAAAACUGAAGAUGAUAAGAAAGCACUGCCACAGGAUGUUGAAAUACCUCUUAGGUUUCAGGUGCCAUCAAAGAAGAAAAAGAAGGAGAAAAGACAAGAUAUAGAUAUUAUAGAAAGUGUUCAGAAACAUUUAAGCCAUUUGAGAGAGCUAGAACGGACCAAUGAUGUGGCCCUGGGAGAAAAUCCGGGCGAUCAGCAACCUUUUAAUUUAGCAGAAAAGAUAAAGGAAAAAAUGGAACAGAGGAGGUUAAAAAGGAAAAUGAAAGAAGACAAGAAAAAGGGAAAGCAAGGAGAUGCUGAACCAGUGGUUGAUUUGACAAUGGAUACAGCAGAAAAUUUAUCUGUAACUGUGAAUACAGGAAAUAAAUCUAGAACAGUGAAUAAAGAAAGUGACAACAGAACUGAAAAUAAAGGAAGUGAAGAAGCUAUAGUGAUAUUGGAUGAUGAUAAGGAAGAGGAUAAAGAGGAAAGUAAAGGAUUUAAACCGUAUGAUUAUGCAGAAGGUGCUAAGAAGUUGUUACAAGGUAAUUCAUCGAAGGAUUCAGAUUAUUAUGACCCACAGUUUCAAAAUAGAAGAGGAAAAAAUAAGGGAUCGAGAAGUAAAGCUUACAGUAAAAGAGGACAGAAAAGUUUCUCAUGGAAACAAAAAUAGCAUUAAACAUGUUUUAUGUUUUUGUUGGAUGAAGGUUUUGAGUCAUUGUCACAUUGACAGCAAUAAACAACAGCACAUGAUAUCAUGUAGAAAAAGUGAAAUUAGUACGCAAAACAUACAAAAUUUUGAAGAAAAAGUGAACAUUUUUCGUAAUGCAGCCUCCAGAUGAGCCAAAAU
Messenger RNA from Ruditapes philippinarum (Manila clam), 1406 nucleotides. RefSeq lists its product as uncharacterized. The transcript is spliced from 9 exons. The record is from RefSeq and is a predicted model, not a curated record. NCBI's taxonomy places the organism in Eukaryota, Metazoa, Mollusca, Bivalvia, Venerida, Veneridae. The coding region runs from base 114 to 1229 and encodes 371 amino acids.